GAUCGCAGAGCGGCCGGAGGUAGACACGAUGCGGCCCACGGAAUCCAAAGACGUCUCUCUCUGAUAUUGAACUUGAGCAACUCUGCGAUUAGACUUGGAAUUCUCAAAAACUGGCUUUGUAUGUUUUUUGAAACACGUCAGACUUGGAUUUAUCUGAACAGAUCAUCCCCGUACUCUCUCAUCAAUCGGGAAUUGUUCUGGCUCUCGAAACGUUUUCAUCUGCACAGCUUGAAAACCAGACACCUAUGAUGAGCUGCAGUUUGAGAGACUGACUCGAGAGCUGGAGGCUGAGCGCCAAAUCGUCGCCACUCAACUGGAGCGAUGCAAACGAGGAUCUGAGACCGGAAGCACCAUGAGCAACAUAAGUUCAACAGAUGAACAUCUUCACUGGGACACUGAAGAUGGACAGAAAGCCAUCGAGGAUGAGCUGAACACCGGCCUGGAGCUCGUGGACUCGUGCAUCAGAUCCCUGCAGGAGUCCGGAAUUCUCGACCAUCAGGAAUACAGCACGAGCGAACGACCGAGUCUGCUCUCUCAGAGCUCGCUGCAGCUCGGCUCGAACUCCUCCGGAUAUCACAGCAACCAGACGGCGACUCAGAGCGACGCCCAGGCUUCGGCGUCUCCUCAGCUGCAGCAGCCCGGAGGAACCGUGCACAACUACAACCAGGUGACAUCCGGUCGCUCAGCUCAGCACCAGAGCCAUGGCCCUGAACCCCAGCAGCCGUGUCCAUCACCAGGAAUCUACUACUCCAGCUCCACGUUGCCUGCUGCUCGUCUCAGCUCACCCCUGAGCUCCAUGCAGGCCACCGGCACGGCCACCGGCUCGGCCACCAAGCUCCAGCGCCUGGGCUCGGCCUCGGACGCCCCGGCCUACGCCACCACUCAGCGCCUGCAUUCCUCCUCCUCGUCCUCCUCGCCCAAGCCCUCUCCUGCAAGGCUUGCCAAGUCCUACAGCAGCAGCUCCCCUAUUAACGCGGUGGGGGCUGGUGGCACGGCGUCGAGUUCACCCAUCCGCCUGGCGUCGCCAUCCAACAACGCCUCUCCGCUGCACCAGCAGCUCAGUGUGGGCAGCUACGCCACGCUCUCACCCACCAAGAGGCUGGUGCACUCUUCAGAGCAGUACAAGAUUUCACACGAGCUGUACGCCACCGCUACGCUGCAGAGGCCUGGCAGUCUCGCCGGAUCUCGGAGCUCAUACAGCAGUCAGCACAGUCACGCGGGUUCUGACCUCAGACCCCUGCAGUCUCCGGAGCAUCACAUCGAGCCCAUCUAUGAGGACCGGGUUUACCAGAAAGGCCCAAUGAGGAGCCUGAGUCAGAGUCAAGCAGAACCGCCAACUCCAGGACAUACUGGGACUUACCGUACCAAUACUGCCCCGUCCUCCCCCGGUGUCGACUCCGUCCCCCUGCAGAGAACAGCGAGCCAGAAUGCUACCGGAACGUUCCCGCGUGGAGGCUACUCCAGCUACGUGGAGCCGUACCGCACCCUGCAGUACUGCUCCUCCGUGGAGUCUCCCUACAGCAAAUCGGGCCCCACCCUCCCCCCCGAGGGGACCCUGGCACGCUCGCCCUCCAUUGACAGCAUCCAAAAGGACCCGAGGGAAUUUGGUUGGCGAGACCCCGAGCUGCCUGAAGUCAUCCAGAUGUUGCAGCAUCAGUUCCCCUCGGUUCAGUCCAAUGCAGCCGCGUACCUGCAGCACCUGUGCUUCGGGGACAACAAGAUUAAAGCUGAGAUCCGGAGGCAGGGUGGGAUCCCCUUGCUGGUGGACCUGCUGGAUCAUCGGAUGGCGGAGGUGCACCGGAGCGCCUGUGGAGCUUUGAGGAACCUCGUCUAUGGGAAAGCUAACGACGAUAACAAGAUCGCCCUGAAGAACUGCGGAGGAAUCCCGGCGCUCGUGCGUCUGCUGAGGAAAACCUCGGACGUGGACAUCAGGGAGCUGGUUACAGGUGUGUUAUGGAACCUCUCGUCAUGCGACGCUCUGAAGAUGCCCAUCAUCCAGGACGCUCUGGCUGUCCUGACCAACACUGUCAUCAUCCCUCUGUCCGCCAGGGACGUCUCGCCGCAUCAGGAGGGACGCAAGCUGCAGAUGCACACGUCACUCGUGCUGCGCAACGCCACCGGCUGCCUGAGGAACGUGAGCUCGGCCGGGGAGGAGGCGAGAAGGAGGAUGAGGGAGUGCGAGGGUCUGACAGACGCUCUGCUUUUCGUCAUCCAGACUGCACUGGGGAGCAGCGAGAUUGAUAGUAAGACCAUAGAAAACUGUGUGUGCAUCUUGAGGAACCUCUCGUACCGACUGGCGGCGGAAACUUCUCAGGGACAGCAGAUGGGCACCGAGGAGCUGGACGGCCUUCUGUGCAGCGACUCCAACGGGAAGGACGGAGAGAGUUCAGGCUGCUGGGGGAAGAAGAAGAAGAAAAAGAAGGCGCUGGAUCAGUGGGAUGGUGUUGGUCCGCUCUCUGACACGGCCGAGCCUCCAAAAGGAAUCCAGAUGUUGUGGCAUCCUUCCAUCGUGAAGCCGUACCUCCUGCUGCUCUCUGAGUGCUCGAACCCAGACACACUGGAGGGAGCGGCUGGGGCGCUGCAGAACCUGGCAGCAGGGAGCUGGAAGUGGUCAGUCUACAUCCGUGCGGCGGUGAGGAAAGAGAAGGGACUGCCGAUCCUGGUGGAGCUCUUGAGGAUAGAUAACGAUCGCGUGGUGUGUGCGGUCGCCACCGCGUUACGAAACAUGGCCUUAGAUGUCAGAAAUAAGGAGUUAAUCGGGAAGUACGCGAUGAGGGAUCUGGUCCACCGUCUUCCCGGGAGCAUGAACGCCAGUGGCAGCAGCGGCAGCAGCACCACCAACGGCACAAGCGGCAAAACCAUGUCGGACGACACGGUGACGGCGAUCUGCUGCGCCCUGCACGAGGUCAUCACUAAGAACAUGGAGAACGCCAAGGCACUGCGAGACGCCGGCGGCAUCGAGAAGCUCAUCGGCAUCGCCAGGAGCAAAGGAGACAAACAUUCGCCCAAAGUGGUGAAAGCGGCGUCUCAGGUCCUGAGCAGCAUGUGGCAGUACAGAGAUCUGCGCAGCCUUUACAAGAAGGACGGUUACUCACAGUAUCACUUUAUCGGUUCUGCUUCGACGAUAGAAAGAGACAGACAGCGACCUUACUCUUCCUCACGCACGCCUUCCAUCUCUCCGGUCCGGACCUCACCCAACAAUCGUUCAGCAAGCGCCCCCGCCUCUCCCAGAGAGAUAAUCAGCCUCAAGGAGAGGAAGGCCGACUACGAGUCUACUGGAACCAAUGCUAGUUUCCAUGGAAACAAAGGAGAGAACGGAUCCAGGAAAGACGCCACAGCAGUACAAGUCUCGUGUGGAACCUCGACGCUCUUCCGCAACUCGUACGCGACUCCGAACGAAGAGCUCCAGCACAACCAGAUCCCGGUCCAUGUGGCUCCACAAGACAGCAUCCAAAAGGACUAUGAGGUGCUUCCUCCUUUUCAGAACUCCACUAGAACCUUUGAGGAACCCUUUUUCGAGGAUCAGGUCCAUCGGCCCGCUCCCGCCGCUGACCUCAGCAUGCACCUGGGACUCAAGUCCACCGGGAACUACGUGGACUUCUACUCAGCCGCGCGUCCCUACAGCGAACUCAACUACGAGACCAGUCACUAUCCCGCCUCGCCCGACUCGUGGGUGUAGGACUCGAUGAAUGAUGACCUUGUGGAUGACCCUGACCCAAACAAAAGUCCCUAAC
Messenger RNA from Clarias gariepinus (North African catfish), 3734 nucleotides. RefSeq names its product catenin (cadherin-associated protein), delta 2a (gene ctnnd2a). Gene Ontology annotation, cellular component: nucleus; postsynaptic density; adherens junction. Gene Ontology annotation, molecular function: cadherin binding. Gene Ontology annotation, biological process: cell-cell junction assembly; cell-cell adhesion; dendritic spine morphogenesis. The record is from RefSeq and is a predicted model, not a curated record. Bases 353 to 3679 code for a protein of 1108 amino acids. NCBI's taxonomy places the organism in Eukaryota, Metazoa, Chordata, Actinopteri, Siluriformes, Clariidae. The transcript has 21 exons.